AUGUUCUAUCCAUUCAAUAGUCGUCGUUGGUCCCAAGACAUUCAACUUCCAUGUCAAUACGCAUAUCUUAAUUCUUACAUGUUUCAAGUAUAUGUUGACGAUGAAAAGUGCUUGAAAGUUAUUUAUUACAAAUCAGAACAAAAGAACAAGUGGAUAAGUGAAGGCGAUGUAUCUAGCCAUAGACUAGAAAAUCUUGAAUGUCCAAAAGUUUUUGGUAUUUCUGUCGUUACGGAUACAAACUUGGGAGUUCUGGCCGUCUUUGCCCUAGUAUGUGACUCGUCGAAUACUAAAUUCUGUCUAUAUCGUCUUGGAUACAAUCCUUUUCAUUGGGAAAUCACGUUGCAGAAUGAGACGCAUGGGGGCGUGUUACAUGAUGCAAUCAUUAUGGAUGGGCCGACCGUUUCUUUCGUUUACUACGAUUCUGCAAUUUCAUCUUCUAUGAUUUAUGACCUAUUUGAUGAGAAUAACUACUUUGCUAUACUUUGGUUUCCUUGUGGAGAUUAUAUAUUGACAAAGUCGAUUUGUGCACAUUCAGUACACGGAGUCUGGACAAGCCAACAAUCUCUUGUGGAUGGCGACAUUAAUUGUGAUUCUCACCACAAGGGUAUCUACUUGGUUUAUUGCCCAUUGAAUGAUUCCUGCGUAAAAACCGUAUCUUUUAUCGACGACGUAUCUGCAGAGGAUGUAAUGCAUCUAAGUAAGAUUCCCGGGACUUAUUCGAGGAAUGCAACACAUAUAGUGGUUUCUCUUGGAUUAGAAGGAAUGGAUACCUUGAUCUGGAUUGCAUCAACACGCGGUCAGGUCAUAUGCUUGCGGCUUGCUACAAGAAAUCAAAGCUCUCAGAAUGUUGUUCAUACUCUUUGGUGUAGUGAUUUUCCUACUAUGCCAAUAUGGCUGAAAGAAGUGCAAUUAACAAAUGCCGGUGGAGCAAGCGUAUCCGCAUUAAUAAUUAAAUUGGCGGAUGGCAAAUACGCAUUAAUGGAUUCGGAAAGUGGUGAGCGACAGAAAGGGUUUCUUGAGAAUGUACAAUUAGCUGUUACAUCUAAAUCUUCUGGAUACGAUGAAAUCGUUAUCAUGUCAACGUCCCACGUAAACAGUCUAUAUCCGUCAACAUGGACAUCAAUAUCAUCUAUAAACGAAUUUAUUGACAAUAAGGCUAUAGCUGUCUCUGAAACAGAAGUUGAGGAAACCGAUAUUGCCCACUUGAGAUCUGUCUUGGAUUCCCUUAAGACUCGAGUAUACGAGGGGGAAGCGAAAAUCAGAAGAUUACAGCUUAUGGUUCAAAGAAAAAUAGAUAUUAUAUUGACGUGUGAAGAAAUCUUGGCAUCUAUGACUUCCUUCUUUGUACAGAAUUACUCGCAGAAAUUACAAGUUCGAAGGGAAGGGUCGAAAUAUUCAAGUCACGUUCAACUUGGAUUAUUCCCCUUAAUAUCAACCAAUAAAGCUUACGAUAUCACUAUGCAGACAGAAUCGUGCCAGACCCAAUCCAACUACGUCGCAGAUCCAUUGAUUGAAGUUAUUGAAGCCAAGGUAUCAUCGUCAGAAACAAUGAUAGCAGGACAGCUCGUUUUUGAAACAACAGUUAGAAAUUCUAGCAGCAAAGAUAUAUCCUCUCUCUAUUUGAUCCCACAUAUAAGUUAUGUUGGAAUAAUGCUCACGUCGAUUGUUAAAUCACGAUCACUCAGCAUCUUGUCUUUGGCGCCGGGCGAGGUGGUAACCUUGUCAUCAGUAAUUGAUUUAUCACUGGAUGCCAUAGUCAGCAAUUGUGACUUUGGACUGGGAAUCUUGUUUAGGAGUAUUGGGGAUCUGAGUAGUGAGCAGCACUGGAAAUGGAUCUUGGUUGAAGAUUUAAAGUUUACCACGGCUUCGCUUUGCCACAAUGAACAAAGAUACCCGGCCGUGCUCAACGUCGAUAUUUGCACAGUGAAAAACUCUAAACAUAACGAAAUGAGUUUGUCCAUUUUGCCUUAUUUGUUUGAACAGAGUUUCAAUAUUUACGAAUCUUUGACACUACAUGCAAACGAACAAUGUUAUAAAUCAGCAGAUGAUUCGUGUCAUCUAACACUCUCCCGGUCAAGCACACGCGGAACUGACCAGCUUGAUUUCCAAGCAGCUACUCCAACUCUAACCAUUCAUGGUCGUAACGAUGAACAGGAUACCAAACAACCCGUAAAACUUGCCAAAGUUAUUAAAGUCCUUGGCCGAACUGGCUCUCGAGGUGGUGUCACUCAAGUCCGCGUCGAAUUUAUGGACGAUACAACCCGUUCUAUUAUCCGCAACGUAAAAGGUCCAGUCCGUGAAAAUGACAUACUAUGUCUACUGGAAUCGGAACGAGAAGCGAGAAGACUUCGUUGA
Molecule: messenger RNA, 2355 nt
Organism: Paraglomus brasilianum
Lineage: Eukaryota; Fungi; Glomeromycota; Glomeromycetes; Paraglomerales; Paraglomeraceae
Source: the annotation of a GenBank genome assembly